Colletotrichum scovillei is the source of this 648-nucleotide messenger RNA. RefSeq lists its product as uncharacterized. The transcript is spliced from 2 exons. The coding region runs from base 1 to 648 and encodes 215 amino acids. The record is from RefSeq and is a predicted model, not a curated record. NCBI's taxonomy places the organism in Eukaryota, Fungi, Ascomycota, Sordariomycetes, Glomerellales, Glomerellaceae.
AUGCGCGUCUGUGGUGUGACCGAACGGGUCCGUCUUGGGCAGGUUCUCGAUAAUACCGAUGAACCCGAUAGCCCAGAGCCCAACGUUAGUAGUAAGAGCGUAUCUGGCUAUAUUAAGGAGAUCGCCGAACCCCCUCGCCGCACUUACCAGGAGACCACUGUCGCCUCCAAGUCCCACCCAAGCCUCGGGAGCAAGGGAGUCAUCGCGGACACGAGGCCACCUAACCCCAAGAGCGUCGCCGGGGUGUCGAAGAUCCUCGACGCGCCUUACGUGACUACCCUAAUGGGCGACUUCCAAGAGGCCCUAGCCGACGUGGAAGUCGACCUCCCAAAGGGCUCUAGACAUCUGGAGGACGUCGAGAGUAAGGUCCAUAUUAGAGAGAAACUUAAGUAUCUAUCUUCUGGCGCCGAUCUCAUUAAUGAUAGCGGCGACCCGCUCCCUGAAGAGUUCUACCACCUGGCCAAGCUGAUCGGCAUGGCUGUUAAGGAAGAGGCGAAGGCAGGAACUGCGGUGGCUCGCAACAACAAGGAUGAUAGUCCCGCUUAUUGUUGCGUUCCUCUUGAGUAUAUACCACCCCUGGCAAGAUUCCUCACAUCGCACCUACUGUCGCUCCUACGGGAUUUCGACAAUGUCAUUGGUGCUCUUUAG